Messenger RNA from Medicago truncatula (barrel medic), 4198 nucleotides. Its product is annotated as protein ENHANCED DOWNY MILDEW 2. The coding region runs from base 815 to 3922 and encodes 1035 amino acids. Lineage: Eukaryota; Viridiplantae; Streptophyta; Magnoliopsida; Fabales; Fabaceae. The transcript has 19 exons. The record is from RefSeq and is a predicted model, not a curated record.
AAUUUUGUUUCUAUUUUUUUUAUUUUAUCAUUGUUGUUUGUUUGAACUUGAAAAGAAUCAUAGUAAGAAGCAAAAUGUGUGUGUGAUUUAGGUUUUUUUGUGUUGUGUUUCUGUUUUUCUAGUUUCUGAGUGUGAUUGUUUAUAAGGAAGCAAAUUGGGUUUGUAAAUUUAGGUUGUUUUGUUUGGAUUCCGAGAAAGUGUAGGAAAAUUUUGGUUGAGUUGCAUAGUUUGUGCAAAGUCACGUGCUUUGCACGAGGAUGUUGAGCUGAGACAAGGGUUUGGAGAGUAAAUGGUGGUACUUCAAUUUCAACAUUUGGGUUUUGAAGGGUUUUUUUUGUUUGUUUGUAUUGAAGAGAGAAAAUAGGGCUAGCAUAUUGUUAAUUUUCUUUUAUUUUGAGAAAAGGGGAAAUGCAUUUGUUAGUGUAGCACCCAUACCUCUGAUCAAAGGCGUGUCCGGUGUCUGACAUUGACACUAUGUGAUUACAUUUAAUUAAUUAAUUUUCUCAAAUUAUUACCGGUGUUGACUUGUUAGUGGCGUGUCUGGUGUCCGUGCUUCAUGUAAGAGCUUGACUUUGUACGACAUAGUUCGAAUCUGAACAGGGACAGUUGUAAAUAUGGUCAUUAGUGCAUCGUUAUUAAUGAUAAUCUCCCCUUCCUCUAUUUUUUAAAAUGACAAAAGUAGACUUAUGUGGCAAUGCGAGGAGUUCUCAUUGGAUGUCAGUGUAAAUCUAAUUUACAUCAACAUUACAUUUCCAUUGAACUCGUUUUUGUUUUCUUCUAACAGAGAUUUUCUGAACAUAGAUUUUAGCAACUAAUGGCGUCAUCAGAUGAAGAGGGGGAGAUUGUUCCGGAUUCUGUUGAUGGUUAUUGGUUUGAAAAUGAUAAGGCUGAAUUUGUGUCACUUUCUAGUUUGACAUUAUUGUGGAGCGUUAAUGAUGUCACAUGUAACUCAGAAGCCAAAGUGUUUUUACGUGGUACCACCGAUAAUGGUCUCCAGAAAAUUCACAAACAGAUUAUAGGAUGGAGAUUUGAGCUUUCCUUUGAGCAGCCUGAAAUUUCAGUGCUUUUGAGGGAGAAAUACUGGAUGACUCUUCUAAAACCGAGCAAAUGCUUUGAAAAUACUAUUAGGUCAGUCUUGGUUACAGUUUAUUGGUUGCACUGUGUGAAAUGGAAACCAGAGGAAUCAAGAGCAUCUAUUCUUGUCAAAGUGUUGAAGGAAUUUAGCUCAUUUGAUAUUACACCAUCUGAGAACGAUGUUCUAUGUCAUAUGGCAUUGAUUAGUGAAGCUGUUAAAAGGGACACAGAUUUAACAAAAUCCAAGUAUUUGCUUAAUUUCAUUGGAAAGACAUGUUCAAAUGGAGACUUCCAUGCGGAUGUUCACACGACAAAGAAAUUAAAAGUGAUAGUUGAGUCAGAGGAGAAUCCGGAGCAGGAGAAUGACAUUGUUGAAUCAGAGGAGGAGGAUCCGGAGGAGGAAAAUGACAUAGUUGAAUCAGAGGAGGAUCCGGAGCAGGAGAAUGACAUUGUUGAAUCAGAGGAGGAGGAUCUGGAGAAGGAGAAUGACAUGGUUGAAUCAGCGGAGGAGGAUCCGGAGGAGGAGAAUGACAUGGUUGAAUCAGCAGAGGAGGAUCCAGAGGAGGAGAAUGACAUGGUUGAAUCAGCGGAGGAGGAUCCGGAGGAGGAGAAUGAUAAAUCUGACGGUGAAGGCGUACUCAAUUUAGAUGAAGAGCAAGAUAUCGGAUACGAUACUGUUUGUGCAAUUUGUGAUAACGGUGGUGAAAUACUUCCUUGUGAAGGAAGAUGUUUGAGAUCCUUCCAUGCAACCUUAGAGGAUGGUAGAGAUUCAUUGUGUGCAUCUCUUGGUUACACUCGUACUGAAGUCAAUGCUUUUCCAAACUUCUAUUGUGAAAAUUGUAAACAUAAGAAGCAUCAAUGCUUUGCAUGUGGCAAAUUGGGUUCAUCUGAUGAAUCAUCUAAUCCAGAGGUAUUUCCUUGUGUUACUGCAAAUUGUGGUCACUAUUACCACCCUGAAUGUGUUGCAAGACUACUCUACCCUGGCAUUGACAUUGGACAAGAGGAAAUGAGAAAGCGCAUUAUCAUCGAAAAAACAUUUGUCUGUCCUCUUCAUAUAUGUUCUUUAUGCAGAAAAGGUGAAAAUAGAAAUGUUCAUGAUCUGCAAUUUGCAAUGUGUAGACGCUGCCCUAAAGCUUACCACAGGAAAUGCUUGCCUAAGGAAAUUUCCUUCACAUAUGAUUAUUAUACGGGCAUUGAGAUGAGGGCUUGGGACAAUCUCCUUGACAAACGAAUUUUGAUGUAUUGCAUGAAUCACAAAAUAGUUUUGGAACUCGGAACUCCUGCUAGAGACCAUCUGAUAUUUCCGAAUAAGGAAGUCAAAAGGAAGAUAAUCAGUACCGAAUCAUUACACAGAGAGAAGGAUGCUAUACCAUUGAAGAAAUUUUUUGAAGAUCUUCUUCCUAAUAAGACAUUGAAGCCAAAAAUGACUAUAAAGGAAAGAGUUGGUCUUCAAAUGGGUGGUUCUUCCAAAGUUAUGGAGAAAAUAUGUUCUAAGCAAGAUACACAUAUGUCAACUGGACCAGUUUAUUUUGACAGGGCUAGAAAAUAUUUGAAAGUUGAAACCAUGUCUGGGUCAAAUAGGUCGUUACCAAAUUAUGAAAACAAAGUGCCUUUAAAAAAUGUUAACUUGUCCUGUAAUCCAAGGUUGGAUGAAGCUAGAUACCAACAGAAAAGAUCUGUUGGUAGAAUUGAAGAAACAAGCUGGAAGAAGCCUCCGGUAAAGAAAGUCAAAACAUCACUUGAGGAUAGAAAAGCAGAUAUGGAAAAACGAAUUUUGGCUUUAAUGGAAGAAGCCACUUCUACAUUGAACAUGGAAAAAUUUAAAAAGGACAAUCAUGCCGUCAAUACAAGUUCGAGUCUCACAGAAACUGUAUUUCGUAAGACCCUUACUCUAGGAAAAGUUGAGGGUUCGGUUAAGGCUGUUCAAAUAGCUUUACAGAAGCUAGAUGAAGGAUGUGGUAUUGAGGAAGCAAAAGCUAUUUGUGAGCCAGAAAUCAUUCGUCAGCUUUUUACUUGGCAGAAGCAGCUCAAGAUAUAUCUUGCACCUUUUCUUCAUGGAAGGCGAUAUACUUCAUUUGGUCGUCAUUUCACUAAAAUAGAUAAGUUGAAGGAGAUUGUUGAUAGGCUUCAUUGGUAUGUGCAGAGUGGUGACACGGUUUUGGACUUCUGCUGUGGUGCAAAUGACUUCAGCUGUCUAAUGAAAUCAAAGCUUGAGCAGACUGGGAAGUUAUGUUCCUUUAAGAACUAUGAUUUAUUCCAAGCUAAGAAUGAUUUCAACUUCGAAAAGAGAGAUUGGAUGAGUGUCCAGGCUGAGGAAUUACCCCAUGGUUCUAAUCUUAUCAUAGGGCUGAAUCCUCCUUUUGGGGUCAGGGGUUCUCUUGCUAACAAAUUUAUCGACAAGGCACUGACAUUUAAGCCAAAACUCCUUAUACUUAUUGUGCCAAAAGUAACUAGAAGACUUGACAGAAAGAAAGCUGGAUAUAAUUUAAUUUGGGCGGAUGAGGAAAUAUGUUCAGGAAAGUCGUUUUAUCUGCCUGGUUCUGUCGAUACUCGAGAUAAGCAAUUGGAAGACUGGAACCUGAAGCCGCCGCCUCUUUACCUUUGGAGUCGCCCUGACUGGACUGCUUGGCACAUGCAAAUUGCUCGAAUGCAUCGCCACAUCAAAUAUGAUGCGUAUAAUAAUAAUAAAGGAAAAAAAGUGACAAAUUAUCUUAUGGAGGAGAAUCAUGAUUGUUAUCAGAAUUACCCUGGGUUACAUGCACCUAAUAAUUUUUUAAGCAUAUUUGAUGGUGUUCCAGAUGAUAAUGGUGACAUUAUAACAGAGAAUGGAGCAACUAGGUUUCCUUGAUGAAGAGAACUAGAAUGGGAGGAUGGAUUACCUAUGAUGAAGCUGAGGAAAUGUUUUUUUAUAUGGAUUUAUCAUCUCUAGAAUGAGGAUGAUUGGGUUGAAACAUUACAAUGAAAAACAUGUAAAAAAAAAUAUUGGACAAAGUAUCCAGUAGUAUAGUGCAAUACUUGAUGUAUAGUCUAACUAAUGUGGUUUGGUUAUAGUAUAUAUUGAUAACUAGGUGCCAAUUAUGUCACCAUAAACAUGCAAGCCAUGGAAUCAAGUUUUUUUUCAAUA